Molecule: messenger RNA, 1896 nt
Organism: Lathyrus oleraceus (garden pea)
Lineage: Eukaryota; Viridiplantae; Streptophyta; Magnoliopsida; Fabales; Fabaceae
Exons: 8
Coding region: 1-1896 (631 amino acids)
Biological process (GO): DNA integration
Molecular function (GO): nucleic acid binding
Source: RefSeq, a predicted model, not a curated record
AUGUCCUUAGAGCUGAAACAACUCCCGAAUAAUCUGAAAUACGCUUAUUUGGAAAGUGAUGAAAAACUCCCUGUUAUUAUUUCUUCUAACCUUGAUUCUGAUCAGGAAAAUAAACUUUUGCAGGUUUUGAAGAAACACAAGAAGGAAAUUGGCUGGACAUUAGCUGACAUCCCAGGUAUUAGUCCUUCCAUGUGUAUGCACAGGAUUUUACUUGAGGACGGUGCUAAAACGGUAAGACAGUCCCAAAGGAGGCUUAAUCCUUUGAUUCUUGAUAUGGUAAAGAAAGAGGUAACCAAACUCUUGCAAACGGGUAUCAUUUAUCCUAUCUCUAACAGUAAAUGGGUUACUUUCAGAUUCAUAUUGCACCUGAAGAUUAAGAAAAGACCACUUUCACGUGCUCAUUCGAUACAUUUGCUUACAGGAGGAUGCCUUUUGGGAAUUGUUCUUGGUUACAUAAUUUCUGAAAAGGGAAUUUUUGUUGACCCUGCUAAGAUUGACAAUGACGUCACUUUCAGUUUUGAUGACAAAUGCAAACAAGCGUUUGACUUCUUGAAGAAAGCAUUAACCUCCGUUCCCAUCAUCCAGCCUCCCGACUGGACCCUCCCUUUUGAGAUUAUGUGUGAUGCUUCUAAUUAUGCUCUUGGGGUUGUCCUUGCACAUAAAGUUGACAAGAUCAUACUUGUUGGUUCUAAGGUUGUUGUUUUUACUGACCAUGCAACUUUAAAGUACUUGUUGAAAAAGCCAGAAGCAAAACCGAGAUUGAUUCGGUGGAUGUUAUUGCUCCAAGAGUUUAAUGUAGAUAUUAAAGACAAAAAUGGAGUUGAGAACUUAGUGGCUGAUCACUUGAGCAGAAUAGAGAGAGAUGAAGAUCCUUUUCCCAUCCAAGAUGACUUUCCUGAUGAGCAGCUUUUUCUUGUGCAUGGUAUUACUCCUUGGUUUGUUGAUAUUAUUAAUUAUCUUGUUGCUGGUGUUUUUCCUACAGUCGACGAAUAUUUUGGUUCUCAAAGGACUGCAAGAAAAGUCCUAGACUCGGGUUUUUAUUGGCCCACUAUUUUUAAAGAUGCAUAUGAGGUUUACCGCACUUGUAAAGAGUGCCAGAUAGCAGGUACAAAUGUCACUCGUAAGAGUGAAAUGCCUCAACAUCCUAUGUUUUUCUGUGAGGUAUUUGAUGUAUGGGGAAUCAACUUCAUGGGUCCCUUUCCUAUAUCAUUUAGUUUUUUGUACAUUUUACUUGUUGUUGAUUAUGUUUCAAAGUUUGGAAUACCACGAGCUAUCAUAAGUGACCAAGGCACUCAUUUCUGUAACCGCACCAUUGAAGCUUUGCUCCGGAAGUAUGUAGUUGUGCACAGAAUAUCUACUGCAUAUCACCCACAAAUAAAUGGGCAAGUUGAGAUCUCUAACAGAGAGAUCAAACAGGUUUUAGAGAAAAUGGUGCAACCAAACAGGAAGGACUGGAGCCGCCGUCUAGAUGACGUACUUUGGGCUCAAAGAACAGCUUUCAAGACACCCAUUGGGAUGUCUCCUUAUCGACUUGUUUUUGGUAAGCUUGAAGAGCUUAGGCUAGAGGCUUGUGAAAGCUCUAGGAUUUAUAAAGAGAAAACUAAGCACUUCCAUGAUAAGAUGAUUUAUAGGAAGGAAUUCUCUGUGAGCCAACAGGUUUUACUGUUUAAUUCUCGCCUUAAUCUUAUGGCUGGGAAACUUAGAUCCAAAUGGAUUGACCCUUUUGUCGUUACUAACGUUUUCCCUCAUGGUGGAGUAGAAAUUAAAAGUGCAGAUACUGACAAAGUUUUCAAGGUCAAUGGGCAGCGCCUAAAGCUAUUUCAUGAGAGUUCAGUGCCUGACAAUGCAAGCAUAGAGGAGCUUUCUUUGGAAGCGCCCAACUACACUGCAACUUGA